This is a messenger RNA of Dermatophagoides farinae (American house dust mite), 1062 nucleotides long. RefSeq lists its product as uncharacterized. NCBI's taxonomy places the organism in Eukaryota, Metazoa, Arthropoda, Arachnida, Sarcoptiformes, Pyroglyphidae. The record is from RefSeq and is a predicted model, not a curated record.
UGAACAACAGCAACGACCACAACAACAACAACAACAACAAAAACAAUCGAUAUUUCCAAACAAUCAAAUGGCUGAUGUUCAAAGUAGACCAAUCAAUAUUGGUAGUAGCAAAUCACCAACACCAGAACCAUCAAUGAAGAAUCAUCGAAGAGAUGAAGAAUUUUGUGAACAUGCUUACAUUGUCUAUAAUCCUCGAUUAAAUACUAUAGCCUUGUCACGUACAUUGAAUGAAUUGGUUCGACCAGAUUCAACCAUCAUCUAUAAAGUGGAUGAAACAUCAAAUAAUGAAGAUAAAAUACGUAUCAAAAGCCGUAAUAAUAAUGGAUCUAUAGAUGAAAGUAAAAAAAAAAGUGCAAUAUCAAAAAGUUUACGAUCUGAUUAUUUCAUUGUCAAUAGUAAUCUUUUGCUUAAAGAUUGUCAAAAUGAUGAUGCUGGUGGUGAACAUAUUAAAUCAUCAUUAUCAUUAACAAUGACUGACAACAUCAUGCCAGAUCAAAAGAAACCGUUGGCAAUGGUGGCAACAAAGAAUGAUGAUACUAAUGAAACAGUUCAUGUCAAUGAUCAAACAGUUUUUGUUUAUUCAACUAAAGUUCCAACAAGUCUUAAGAAUCAAUGGACAACGACAACGGCCACCAUUCCAACGAAAUCAAUUUCAAGUAAACGAUCCAUCGUUGUUGAAGAGCGAGCAAAACAUGGAUAUUCAUUCGAAAAAAAUAGCAAAAAUUCUCGAUCAUCAUCUGGUCAUGAACGAUCAUCAUCACGUGAAAGCUCUGAAGACAGUGAUGGUAAUGAUGAUGAUGUGUUGUUUGUAAGACAAAGAAAUCGCUACCAUCGAUCAUUAUCGCGUAAACUAAAAUCUUCAAGAAUUGGCCAUCAAAAAAGAAAAUCGAUGAAACAUGAUCGUCGUCUCAAGUCGACGUACAUUAACAAAAAACGUAGAAAAUCCAAUCGAGAAAAGAGACGAAAACGAUAAAUAAUUUGCGUAAAAAAAAAGAAAAUUUAUUCUUCAAUGAAUACAGUGAAAUUUUUAAAAAAAUUAAAUUUUCAACUAGUCAUCUCUUC